Molecule: messenger RNA, 769 nt
Organism: Perkinsus marinus ATCC 50983
Lineage: Eukaryota; Perkinsozoa; Perkinsida; Perkinsidae
Product: 60S ribosomal protein L13, putative
Exons: 4
Coding region: 46-669 (207 amino acids)
Biological process (GO): translation
Cellular component (GO): ribosome; cytosolic large ribosomal subunit
Molecular function (GO): RNA binding; structural constituent of ribosome
Source: RefSeq, a predicted model, not a curated record
CAUCGCGUAGCACUUGAGAGGAAGUCUAGGCGACAGUAAUAAAGCAUGGCGGUCAAGCACAACAACGUUAUCCCCAACAUCCACUUCCGCAAGUAUUGGCAGAAGCACAUAAAGACCUGGUUCGACCAGCCUGCUCGGAAGCAUCGCCGUCGUCUUACUCGCCAGUCUAAGGCAGCGGCUGCCUAUCCGAGGCCUUCUGCUGGACUUUUGAGACCAGUUGUCCGUCCUCCUACUCAAAGAUACAAUUACAAGCUCCGUCUCGGUCGUGGCUUCACCGUGGAGGAGCUGGCCGCCGCUGGUAUUUCUGUCAAGCUCGCACCCACUAUUGGCAUCAAGGUCGACAAGCGUCGUCACAAUAAGUCUAAUGAGUCUCUUGCGUGCAAUGUUGAUCGCUUGAACCAGUACAAGGCUAGGCUUGCUGUCUUCCCUAGAGGCUCGAAGGUGAAGAAGGGUGAUACUGCUCGUGCUGAGCUAGUUAAUGGUACUCAAAACACCUGCAAGACUAUUAUUCCCGUCCCUACCGCCCGUGUUGUGGAGCACGCCCGUGCGAUCACUAAGGGAGAGCGCGAAACUUCCGCCUACACUACCUUGCGCCAGGCUCGCAUCACGAAGAAGAUGGUUCCCAAGCGUGCAAAGGCUGCUGAGGAGAAAGCAAAUGCUGAGAAGUAGAUUGUAACAGUCGGAUGACAGUGCUCAUAGGAGCUGUUAUCACGGCGUGGACGUUGCUACAGGCUCGUUGUCGAUCGUGCGCUUCUGGGUCCGCCAUUGU